AAAGAAAGAAAGAGGAAAGGAAAGAGAGAGAGAAAGAGGAGGGGUUGUCCUCCUCCUCCUCCUCUUCCUCCUCCGCCUCUUUGGCUGCUGUCUCUCUCCCGAGUCGGAUUUUCCGCCCGAAGGCAAGGGAUGGCCUCCUCCUCCUCCGCUGCCCCUCCUAACUGAGUCCCGCCGACUUUUGGGGGAAAGCAAGGUCUGGGGCCGGGGAGAGCAGGCCGGCUCGGGCUCUCCCCCUCCCUCGCCCCCUCAAAAGGGCCCCUCCGAUUGCCGCGGGUUGGCCCCCGAGAUGAUGCAGCAGCAGCCGCCUCCUCCUCCUCCUCCUCCUCCGCCGCCGUCCCAGGACGAGUCCCGUUCUCCCGCCUCGCCCGCCGACGACAGCCUCAGCAACAGCGAGGAGGAGCCCGACCGGCAGCAGCAGCAGCUCCCCAACAAACGAGGGGCGCGCAAGAGGCGAUCCAGCCGCAGGAGCCUCGCUGGGAACGGAGCGGGGACGGGAGCGGUUUCAGCGCCCGGCUCGGCGGAGGAGCCCUGCAGCCCGGCGCAAGGCAAGCGGGGCAAGAAGUGCGGCGGCGGCGGGGGCAGCGGGGGCGGGGGCAGCAGCAGCGGCGGGGGCAGCCCGCAGUCCUACGAGGAGCUCCAGACGCAGCGGGUGAUGGCCAACGUGCGGGAGCGGCAGCGCACGCAGUCGCUGAACGAGGCCUUCGCGGCGCUGCGCAAGAUCAUCCCUACGCUGCCCUCGGACAAGCUGAGCAAGAUCCAGACGCUCAAGCUGGCCGCCCGCUACAUCGACUUCCUCUACCAGGUCCUGCAGAGCGACGAGCUGGACUCCAAGAUGGCCAGCUGCAGCUAUGUGGCCCACGAGCGGCUCAGCUACGCCUUCUCCGUCUGGCGCAUGGAGGGCGCCUGGUCCAUGUCGGCCUCCCACUAGCCCCGCCCGAGGCCCCCUCGCCCCACGGGCCCGCCGCCGGAACCAGAUGACCUCGUUCCUCAAGGAGGAGAGGAAGAGAAACGGACACUCUAGAGACUCUACCUUUGGAUUCCGGGGGUUCCCUUUGAGCCCUUCUUUCUUUCUUUCUCCCCCCAAAGACGAGAUCGAGCCCAAGAUUGGCUUGGAAACGUGGAACCUGAUCUGGGCCAAAAAUCAGGGAGAUUGAGAGAGCCUUUGGAGGCGAGAGACCCUUUCAGACGGCGAGCUGGCUGCUCCAGAACAAAAAAAAGAACACAAGAAAGAUUGAGAGAAAGAGAAGGAGGCUGGGUGAGCCUACCAGACACAUCUCUGCAUUCUGAUCGAAAUCUGAACCGGUUUAUUUCUCUCUCUAUUUUUUUUCCUAUUUUGACGAAGAAUGUUGGAAUUUCACUUCUCCCUUCCCUUGACUUCCUUAAAUUUUUUUUUGCCCUUGUUCUUGCAUGCAUUCACCCCCAAGAGACCUUACCGAGCCACUAGUGAAAGGAAAUACAUGACUGUGGACUUCCCCCCUUCUUUCAUAUACGAUAUUAUAUAUAAACACAGAUCCAAGGACCACGAAAUCCGGGAGGGAGCGAGAAAGAGGGGAAGAAAAUAUAUUUUUUUGUUUAGGAUAGUCAAACAUUAUCGACUCCAACUUUUUUUCUAAACCCUAUCUCGUUCCUCAUUUGUUUUGAACCCUCCCUGGACAAAAAAACAAAACUAUAUAGAAAAGAGGGAGUGGGGAAAAAAACCACAAUUGAAACAUUUUAUUUAUUUAUUGAUGACCCAUGUUAAAAUGCAAAUAGAUCCGGUGUCUAAAUGCAUUCUUAUUUUUACAAUUGCUUUUGUUGUCGUCGUUGUUGUAAAUAUUAUUGUAUAUUUUUUUUCUGCAAUAAAUAAAUGGAAAUGUUAAAGCA
This is a messenger RNA of Anolis sagrei ordinatus, 1863 nucleotides long. RefSeq names its product twist family bHLH transcription factor 1 (gene TWIST1). Gene Ontology annotation, molecular function: protein dimerization activity; RNA polymerase II transcription regulatory region sequence-specific DNA binding; DNA-binding transcription factor activity, RNA polymerase II-specific. NCBI's taxonomy places the organism in Eukaryota, Metazoa, Chordata, Lepidosauria, Squamata, Anolidae. Gene Ontology annotation, biological process: regulation of transcription by RNA polymerase II; developmental process. The record is from RefSeq and is a predicted model, not a curated record.